Messenger RNA from Eleginops maclovinus (Patagonian blennie), 1125 nucleotides. It is a transcript of the gene chchd7, whose product is annotated as coiled-coil-helix-coiled-coil-helix domain containing 7. Lineage: Eukaryota; Metazoa; Chordata; Actinopteri; Perciformes; Eleginopidae. The transcript has 4 exons. The record is from RefSeq and is a predicted model, not a curated record. The coding region runs from base 296 to 553 and encodes 85 amino acids. Gene Ontology annotation, cellular component: mitochondrion. Gene Ontology annotation, biological process: mitochondrial respiratory chain complex assembly.
AAAUAGAGAGGAGUUAUCUUGAGCAUGAAGGGGAGGUAACAGCCUAUGGCUUGUGUUGCUUUACUAGUUAGCCACAUGUAUGCUAAUGUAUAGCUGCCCACUAGCUCUUUAAAGCAAGACUCUUGUUAGCAUUUUCCUGGGGCUAUGCAUGAUAACAUAACAGUUAAAUAGGUAGCACUAGCAGCUAUUGUGGUCCUCUCACAAACGGGAUACUGUUCACUGGUGUGGAUAAAACGCUUAUCCACAAGUCAUUUGACUACAACAGGAUAAAAGUUGUUAUCAUUAAAAGAUCCGAAUGGAUAAAAACGUACGAAAGGUUCGGAAUCAGGACAGUAACCCAUGCAUAGACGAAAGUGAUGCGUCCCAAAAGUGUUUGAGUCUCAACAGCUAUGACAAGAGCUUGUGUUAUGACUAUUUCGUGAGAUAUAAGAACUGUAGGAAAUACUGGCAAAACAUACUGGUGCAGCGGAGAAGAGAAGGAGUGAAACCGGACAUGCCGACGGCUGCAGAGAGGCAGGAGAUGCUCGAUGCUAUUGGAGGAAAACCCUACUGAUUCCAGCAGAAACUCAGAGACACUGUGAAGGCCAGCGGCGGGCCAUGGAGAUUUACUACAAGCCUCGAUGUUGCCGCAGCAAUGCACUGGCUGGGUUCACUUUUUGACCAAAAGCCUGACCCCUCCAACGCUCAGGGCGUGUGGAAGUGACCUGUAUGGUCUGUUCUAGAAUAAAAGGGAAAAGGCGGAAUUUUACAGAAAGAUAUAAGGUUUAUUAUUUAUUGAGAAUUGAAAACAAUGGGACAUGAACUGACACAUCAUUAUAUUAGCUUUAUGGGCUGUUUUGUUUUUGUUUGAAGGGGAAAAGCCCUGUUUAUGUCCCAUGUAAUGAUAUCACAAAAUGUGCAAUGGAGUCGAAACAGAUGAGGUAGUGUUUUCUGUAGAUUUCAUUGUGAAUAUCCACAAAAAAUAAUUUGACUAAUGAGAACUGUAUAAUUCACAAUGUGCUGGUGUCAAGAACAUUGUGGGGACUAGCUCAGCUGUGGAUUUGUUUUAACCUGGCCGACAUGUCUAAGCGUGCAGCAUGUGUGAUGAUCUACCAUGUGUCUUAUAAAGAGGAGUAUUGGAGCAUA